Fundulus heteroclitus (mummichog) is the source of this 5227-nucleotide messenger RNA. RefSeq lists its product as uncharacterized. The transcript is spliced from 4 exons. Gene Ontology annotation, biological process: inhibitory postsynaptic potential. Gene Ontology annotation, cellular component: postsynaptic density. The record is from RefSeq and is a predicted model, not a curated record. The coding region runs from base 446 to 3820 and encodes 1124 amino acids. NCBI's taxonomy places the organism in Eukaryota, Metazoa, Chordata, Actinopteri, Cyprinodontiformes, Fundulidae.
AGAAGGGGUGAGAGAAGGAGAGAGUGAAGAGGGGUGACAACGGACAAGACAGAGUAGGACAGAGAGGGGCUGCAGCCCCUUGGAGCAGGCUGCCGUGCUCUGACAAUGGAGUGGGCAUGGAGCAGCAGAACCAAAACAGCAGGACACGGCUCAGCUGGAUGUUAGAUCAAUAAAUGGUAGAUGAGUUCAGACUUUGAGAGAUGGAAUCGAGACCUUAUUAAGAGGCGCUGCUUUGCAGGGCUGACGGCGUUUACACUCCUGAGUUUGGGAUCUCUGAUCACUCGCUAUACAAGAGGAAAGUCUCUCCAAACCUUGGGAACCUAUACAAACUUGGAGUAAUGAAAACUUGAAGCUGGAUUGCAUGGGUGUUAAGACGGACGUAACGAUGUGGAAAAACAGUGCCCCUCUCCCGAGUUUACAGACUUUGGAGUCGGCCAACUAAGAGAUGGGGAGGCGAGCGGCUGACCUGACAACUCCGGUUCCGGUGUUGGGCGUUCCCGCCUCGGUCGAGGUGCGGAGCUGGAAGACAACAGGAGGAGACAGAAGCGGAGGCGCUCUGCUGCAGACGUGGAGACAGUGCACCGUUGCCAUUCAAACGUCCCCGGGGAUUAGGAGACCACCCGUUCAGCUACAUGAUAGCCUCUCGAACAACGUUACUCAGACAUCUAACAGCUGUAUCACCAAGGAAACCGAAGCUAUAUCACACACAAGGAAUGACAAUGAGAAAAAGGCUAUUUUAAGACAGAAAACUGAGGAAACCAAGAUCAAAAAGGAAGUGACUUUCAAAGCACUUGGAGGCGUCCCCUCAAAGGAUGUUGCUAGCUGUCAGAAGAGAAGUGGUGGUACGUACUGCUUUGGCGGAGCAAUUAAAACCAAUCCCCUCAUUGCAGGCACUGCCAGCAGCGCCGGGCCCAGACUCAAACCUUCCACUCGUUACAUCAACGGGAGCGUUGUUGAUUCUGAGGCAAUUGGUGGCAUUAGCGAAGUUAAUGACGAUGCCGAGCCCGCGAAGGCCGCGACCUCUCACGGAGGAGUCCCACACCACCCUUGUGCAGAUCAGUCUGGAAAGACGCAGUUAUUAUCGUUGGCUUCGGUGCGAAAGAUAUGCGACCACUGUGGUGGAAAGCAGUCCGCAACCUCCAGAGGCGUCAUGCCGGAAGAGAAGAGCCCCAUUUCCGAUCCAGUCUUUGGAGAGAAACCAUCAAAGCCAGGCCUAACAUCUCUGUUUACAGCCACACAUUUACAGCUCCCUCAUAUAUCAAAACAAAACCAACUAAACUCUCAGAGCAGCAGAGUUAAAAAGACACAGAGUGCAGGUAAUCCACAAUUGUUAUAUCUUAACGGAGAGAUCAGUCAUAGACAAACACCCCACCCUGCAUGUCCAGUACACUCACGAGGUAGUCUGGCAACUCUGUUUCACACACAUGCUUCGAGUGAGGUGACAUCCAUCAAACCUGAAACCAUCCUACACACUAAAACUGUCACAGUUACUCAAGCCACGAUUGAAAGCAGGCAGGAGAAUUCCAAAAUAAGCUGCAUCACAAAAUCCAUGCAGGAGCGUAAAACCCCCUUCCUCGCAAGUCUUAAACUGACACCUCAAAUGGCCACAGCAAUCAAAACUUUUCAAGCCUCCCCCAGACGCCUCAACACAUCACCCCACCACUCUUUUCAAGAUGACAAUCCUGUAAAUAUAUGUGUCUCUGUGCAUGCUGCAUCCGAAAGUCCACCAUCGUCUUUGUACACCAUGGGGACUGAAAGAACACCCGGUACAGUUAUGAAGAAAACUUUUAAUUUGGAGGAGAGGUCCACACAUAGUAAUGUCAGUGCACGGCGAGAAACCUCCACACACAAAGCACAAAUUCUUAAAUCAGAACCUUGUUCGAAACUAACACUGCUAAGCUUCCCACCUGAUUUAUAUAAAUGCCAGGAAAAGCCCCUGUCAAGCGAUGCCAACGUAUCACCAGUUAAGAUAUCUUUUAUCGACAAUGCAGCUCAAUUCCCUGCUUCUGCUAAUCCGCCUCAGAAACCUGCAGCACAUUCAGUCCUGAGCUCCGCUGUCCCAAAAAUCACUUUGAAUUCUAAAGGUAAUCCAGCUCAAAUUACAUGUAGAAACAGCACAGAUAAGGCUGUGGCUCCAGAAAUCCUCUCAGCUCAGCCUUGCUCCUUAAACCCUGAACCUGCGCUGCAUAUCUCUGCAUCCUCUACGCACACAGUAUCUGAUGCAUCCAAAUCUCCAGAUUCCCGAGGUGGAUCACCUGCAGCUCUCUGCUCUAACAUUGCAAGACAUUUCACAGUAUAUAAAAAUACGAGAUGCAGGUCCAUCAAAACAUACCUGGCAGGCUCUCGUCCUUCUCCGUCAAGAGAAAGACGAGAUAAUGUCGCUGCAUCCAGUACGUGUUUGCUUAAGUUAACAGAGACGACUGAAGUGCUAAGGAGCAAUGAGGAUGAAAACAAAGCUCAUCACAUGCAAACAUCAGACAUCAGAGGUCAAGACAGUGAUAAACCUUGUUUUCAGUGUUUCAAUCCCAGUCAGCAGAGCAACUCCAUAACAACUCCACUCACAGAAACCGCCGAUAGUGCUGCUGAGGCUGAAAGCCAACACUCUAAUCCAGCCAUCAGCCCCACUGUAAAAUUGCAAUGUGAUAAAAACAAAUUUAGAGAUAAUUCCACCCAUGAAUUAGAGAUACAUGAGUCCAAACAGCAUGCAAAUUCAAAGUGUUCCAAGGUCACUAACCCUCGGAAUUGCUUUUCCCCAAUUAAGUCAAGCGCCUUUCAUCUGCAGGGUCAUCUGAGCAAAGAACAACAAAGCUUUAAACAUCCACAAGGAUGCAUACACACAGACCCCAAGGGACACAAUGCAACAAGCCCACCAGGACAACCCGCCAGCCACUCAGAUUCAAACGCACAACAGUUUGCAUUGGGUACAGCGGCCAGCCAUGCUAAUAGUAAGUGUGAAUACAAUGCAGAUGGGCAGAAGCAUCCCGGUUAUUCAUUGCCCCCAGUCACAACACAAACUAACUGUGAACCCAUUUUCUCACAAGCAAACACGCAGGUAAAAUCCAUCACCCCGUCUACAGGCUGCCAAAAUUGCAAUUCUGAUAUUACAUUACGAAGGCAAACACACACAAGUCCAGGAGGUUCUGUCAGUGUGCCAGCAUCAUUCACCGGCGAAGGAGGGCUCCCAGCGCACACAGGCCCUGAAUGGGAGUUUGUACUACCGCCGUCUGCAUUGCUCCCUAAAUCAAGUCCGCCCCUCCGGUCCGGAGAGGUGGAGGCAAUCAGCAGACCAGAUUUAAAGUUUAGCCCGUCUGCUCCUCAGUCAGGGCAAGGAGGCCCCAGGCUGUCUCACUCCCACCCGUCUGGUGCAGCCCUGUUGCUGCCGCCUUCUCCGCAGUGUUGCACAUCUGCCGGCUUGGAGCAGAGGCUCAAGACUGUGGAGGCCAGCCUGGCAGCCAACAAGGACAGGAUCACCACCCUGCUUAACAUCAUUCAGGACCUGGAGACAUGCAACGCUCCCAACAGCCUCCGGAGAGGUGGUAGAAGUGGACUGGACCUGAAAAGCUGCUCUACCUGCCAGAAGACUGCGUGUAUUGUGUACAGUGUUGAGUAUGACUUCAGGCAGCAGGAGAGGCACUUCUUGGAGGUCCUGAAUCGCUCACCAGAUGACAGCAACAGCUUCCCCGCCCAUCUAGUGGAACCCUUAAACUUUGGCCCGCUGCGAAAUGUCAUCUGUAAGAAAUUCACAAAGACAAAGUUGAAGAGCAAACAAUUGUGCAAGACUCUGCUCAAGUGGAUCCCAAGAAAGAUUCACCAACUGUAGAUCUCUAUGUUAUAUGUAAGCAGAACAAGCCUUUUUUUAAAAAAAAAACUCUUCUCUAUGCUACAGUCUGGAAAAAUCUUAUUAAAAACAGCAAUUAAAAAGCAGCUGUCAGCUGCCCAUCAUGCGAGGCAGUAGUCAAUCGGUUUAUCUUCUAAUUAUCCAAUCAGCCAGUCAUAUUGUAUCCCUGGCUAAGAGCUAAAGUAUCCUGUAGCUUAGCUUCUUCAUGUUUGAUUGUCACAAAAGCUGACAAGAUUAAAGGCAGCUCAGACAAGGUAAUAAACUAACUAUUGCCAAAUGACAAAAAAUUAAAUUCUGUUACGGGCAAUGUACAAACUGAGUGUAUAUAUGCACAUUGUAUAUACAGUACCUUUUAAAGGUUUUCAUAUUGCUGCAACGUGUUCACAUUCUGUCAAAUCAUAGCCGCAAACUCCAGUAUAUAUUGAGAUUUUAUGCGAUAGAUCAACAUAAAAUUCAGGCUUUUGCUUAUUUUUAUUUAUUUUAUAAGAAUUUAAAAAAACGUGCAUUGAUGUUGAACCUACUUUACCCUGAUAACCCUAAUUAAAGUCCAUAGCAACCAAUUGCCUUCAAAAAUCACCUAAUUUGUUAACUAGACCAUACCUGCAUGUUAUUGACUCUCAACACAAAUGAAGCUGUUCUAUGAAGAACUCUGAGGUUUGGCUGAAAACAUUGGACAACACAACAGAACCAUGAAGACUAAGAAACACAACAGAGGUCAGGAGUAAACAUAUAACAGUUGCGAUAUCAUACAGCAGAAAACUUGUUAAAAGCCACCCUGAAUGAGGGUGUCUUAAAACUCUUGUCCUCUUGUCUUAAAAAAUGUUGGUGGAACCAUUAGUAACUUUUCACAUUUUUAUUUGAAAAAAGAAAUUGGACAUUAGCAGAUCCUAAAAGUGUUAUGUUGUAUCAGAAUAUCACAUAGAAUGUAAAUAAAAUACAUUGAAGUUUCUAAUUGCAACAUGAGAAAAUGGCAAGUACACUUAAGGGGUAUGAAUAAUUUGGUGAGGAAUUGUAUGUAUGAGUGGUCUGCAGCUUGUUACGUUUUAUAUAUUACAAUAGUAUGCUGUCUGCGCUCCAAAAUACAUUGUUGCAUUUUUAUCUUUACCCCGUUCAUCCCUGCUUAAUGCAUGCUGUCAACACUUAAAGUCAGUAUUUUGAGUCAGAUUUUUGUUACUCUCAAUUAGUAGAAUCUUUAAGGAUUUCUUUGCUUUACUUUUUUAUGUUAAAUAUGUCAAUAUGUGCGCUUGUAUUUGAUGACUAACCGCAACCUCUUUCUAUAACCAAUUUUCUAUAUGCGAUUCUGUCCUCUUUACACUUUUGAGAUUAAUGGAGCUGACUGACAGUUGACCUGUUACCUUGUUCCCCUGUGAAUAAAAUGUCAGGAACACA